AUGACUUCUAUUCCAAUAUCUAUUAAAUAUGGUGGAACAACUUAUCAUAUGCAUCUUGAUAAUCAAUCAGAUAUAUCCAAAUCCGAACAAUUUAAUCUGAUAGCAAAUCAUAUACAUAUACCAUCGGAUCGUUUAAAACUAAUUUAUAAAGGCAAACGAUAUACAAAAGAGAAUUGGCAUGAUUUAUCUUUAAUAUCAAAUAUGAAUUUUUUAAGUAUUGGAGAACAAAAUGAAGAUGAAACAAAUAUUGAUACAAAAGACAUCGAAUGUAUUAUGCAUCAAUUAAAAGUCGAUCGAAAUACAGCUGUUCGCUCUUUAAAACUUCAUCCGAAUACUAUAGAUGCGAUUUUAUAUUUAGGAAAUAAAUAA
Adineta steineri is the source of this 369-nucleotide messenger RNA. Lineage: Eukaryota; Metazoa; Rotifera; Eurotatoria; Adinetida; Adinetidae. The record is from the annotation of a GenBank genome assembly.